UCAACGCCUUUUCUCCUGCAGACUAUUUUAUUUCCCUUUCCCUCCCUCCUUUGCAACAAAAACCAGCAAAGUCUGCAGUUGUCCUUGACGGCGGCGCAUAGCCGGAGACUUUGGCAUAUGCUCCGUGAAAGGCGUUGAUGGAAGUAGUAGAAGGAGAACAAUUGAAGAAAAGGAAGCAAUAUGGCGAAUAUUCAAUGCACGCCUCUUCCUCUUCCGCGCAUAAUAAUUGGCGAUCUCGCUAUAAUAAACCUCGCAAGUUUUUCGACCGUUACAGCCUACCCUCAGGUUGGUUAUAUUGCCCUCCAUAUGGUGAUAAUAUAGGUUUUAUUAUCCCAUCAAAAGUGCCCUUAAGUGAAUCAUUCGACAAGAACAUCCCUCUUGGAGAAAGAUACACCCCAAAAGAAUUAAUCGACAAGCAAAGAUGUUUAGGAAGAGAAGUAAGUGGUGCAGUGACCAAUAUUUUCUUCUAGUUAUCGUUUACUAUUUGCUUAAUCUCUUCCUCCCCACCCUUGCCACUUAAAAUUAAGGUUAACUUGGUGAUUAUUAUCUUGAUACUCGCCGUGCUGAUUUAUUGGAUAUAUACCCGAUAUCUUUCUGCACCAAUUUCUCUCCUUAAUUGCCAUCUGAAGAACCAUUGCAUUGUAGCUCUCUUUUCCGUCACUCCUAUCUUGUACAUUCUCCCAAUGUUGUUGUUUCUUGUUUUAUUCAUGCUUUAUUUUGGUGGGCUUUUGUUUCUUAGUUGGUUAAUUCCCGAGAAAUUCCACCUGAUUUUAUUUUGAUCUCCUUUGAGAAGGAAGUCAGUGUAUGUCUGUAUGUUUAAUGUGUAUACCUUCUCUUUAUUUGUUUUUGUUUUUUUGGGGCAGGAGUAGAGGGAGCUUAUAUGUUUGCCAACUCACUAUUUCCUAUAGGGCUUGGCUGUAGUCUCAUUUGAU
Nicotiana tabacum (common tobacco) is the source of this 932-nucleotide messenger RNA. NCBI's taxonomy places the organism in Eukaryota, Viridiplantae, Streptophyta, Magnoliopsida, Solanales, Solanaceae. The record is from RefSeq and is a predicted model, not a curated record.